AUCCCACCAGCACCACCAAGACCUGAUUUCGAUGCUUCAAGAGAAAAACUACAGAAACUUGGUGAAGGAGAAGGGUCAAUGACUAAGGAAGAAUUCACAAAGAUGAAACAAGAACUGGAAGCGGGUUGGAUAACACAGAAACCUUGGGUUUCUUCUACUGCCACCUCCAUCCUCUGCAUCCUUCUUUUUUGUCUUCACUGAAUGACUACCCUCACAGAGAUCAAACUUCUCCCAACAUUGAUCCUGCUGUUUUCCUGUGAGUAUUUGGCAAUAUUCAAGAAGACAGUUGCAAUGCAUGAAGUCUUCUUGUGUCGUGUUGCAGCACAUCCUAUUUUGAGAAAAGAUUUAAAUUUUCACGUCUUCUUGGAAUAUAAUCAGGAUUUGAGUGUACGUGGAAAAAAUAAGAAAGAGAAACUUGAAGAUUUCUUUAAAAAUAUGGUUAAAUCAGCAGACGGUGUCAUUGUUUCAGGGGUAAAGGAUGUAGAUGAUUUCUUUGAACAUGAGCGGACAUUCCUUUUAGAAUAUCACAACCGAGUGAAGGAUGCGUCUGCCAAAUCAGAUAGGAUGACAAAGUCACAUAAAAGUGCUGCAGAUGAUUACAAUAGAAUUGGAUCUUCACUGUAUGCAUUAGGAACACAAGAUUCUACAGAUAUAUGCAAAUUUUUUCUUAAAGUUUCAGAAUUGUUUGAUAAGACAAGGAAGAUAGAAGCACGAGUAUCUGCUGAUGAGGACCUCAAACUUUCUGACCUUCUAAAAUAUUACUUAAGGGAAUCUCAAGCUGCUAAGGAUCUCCUAUACAGAAGAUCUCGGUCACUAGUGGAUUAUGAAAAUGCUAAUAAGGCACUGGAUAAAGCAAGAGCCAAAAAUAAAGAUGUUCUACAGGCUGAAACUUCUCAGCAAGUAUGUUGUCAGAAAUUUGAAAAGAUAUCAGAAUCUGCAAAGCAAGAACUUAUUGACUUUAAGACAAGAAGAGUUGCUGCAUUCAGAAAAAAUUUAGUGGAACUGGCAGAACUGGAACUAAAACAUGCAAAGGGUAAUUUACAGCUGCUGCAAAGCUGUCUGGCAGUGCUAAAUGGUGAUACAUAAAUUACACUCCAUGUUCCUGUUAACAAGGGCUGCCUUUUUAUUGUGUUGUUGUUAUUGUUGUUGUUAUUGUUGAUGAUGAUGGCCUCCAAGCAUUUACAGGACAUUGGAGGAAAAAAAUCCUCUGACAAAAUGCACAUAAUCUUCUGAUUUUAAAUAAUGGAUUAAUACUACUCUCAAAUGAUUCCUGAGUAUAUAAUGCAACUCUGCUCAGAAAUACAUAUAUUCACAUGUACAUUUAUUUAAUCAUUGUACACUUUUCUUGUUCAGAAACCAAAAGUUGUUUUCUUGUGAAAGUAAACAAUAUAAUUACGUUCAUGUUAUAAAUAUACUUACAUGUAGCUGCCAAUCUUGUUUUUCAAGUUAUCGUUUGCUCAAAUGGGAUAUGUAUUUCCAUUGGCUAUUUUUGAGUACUGUUACUUUACUAUAAAAGCAUUGUUUAUUCAAAUAUACUUGCAAAUCAUUUUGAUUUGGCUUAUUUUUAGUUAAUGAAUGUUUCUUAGAAGUUUUAAAACAUGUUAUGUAAUCUCACUAUGAUUUUUGAAGAAAAGCAAAUGCAUUAGUAUGUCUGCCUUAACUUGUAGACUAAUUCUUAUUGUAAAAUAAACAGUGAUAACAGUGAUAUUUUUAAACUACGCAGUCAUUGUAUCACUAAAAUUUGCAGUUGCUCUAGUAAACCUACUCGUUUGUUAGGCUUUACAAUGCAGGUUCAGUUUUUUAAAAGUAUAUAUUGAACCAAGCACACCAGUCCCUCUGCAAAAAAUAAAUAAAUAAGGUACACCUCUGCUCUCUCAACACAUUCAAAGAUAGAAUUUAGAUAAACGAAUUUAGAUAUCUGCUUACAAAAUAUGGAAGCACAAAGUUGACAUUGGGAAUUACAGAGCCUAGUUUAGUUAUCAAGCUAGUUUAUGUGGUUUAUGCUCUCUGACUGCUUGGUGCUUGAAUUCCCCAACUUGUUUGAUUUGAUAAGAAAAUAUUUGGUAGAUUUUGAUUAAAAAUAAGUAUAUAGAAACCACAUUUGUUGUCACAAAUUAAAAUUGAUUUUGACCUUUAUAAUGUGAAUGACCAUUAGUAUGUUUACUGGCUUGAAGUUACAUUGAGUUCAGUUUGAUUUUCUCACUUUUUCUAAACAUUCUUUCCUUUGAAAGUAUAGUCAUUUGGGGUUAGGAAAAAACCUCUAAUGAGUUGGCUAGUUUACUUUCCCUGCAUUGUAGCAGGUUUGUUUACAUUUUCUUAAACCAUUCCUGAUGAAUGCCUAAUCUCAGUCUCAAAUAUCUCCAGUGCUGGUGAUUCCACAAUCUAUUUCUAUGUGUUCUGUUGCCUAACUAUUGUUUCUAGUUAAAUGUUUUCUAACUUUCUUAAAUAUCUUGAUAGCAUUUAAGCUAUUCCUUUGUUGUUGUUUGUUGUUAUCAUUGUCAUAGUUGUUGUGGGCUAAGACCUCAUAUUUGGUCCUUUGUGUAACUUCCUUUGAGGAAAUACAUUAGUGGGAUGAGGACCAUAGCUUCUGGAUUUUAAAUACAACUUCACUUACUGCCUUGGUGGCCUUGGGCAUGUUACUUAACCUCUGCCUCAAUUUCUCCAGCUAUAAAAGAUAAAUUUGCCUACCUCACAGGGGUGUUGUGAGGACUAAUAAAUGUUUUAAACUAUUUUGAAAAUAUAAAGGUACUAUGUGAAUGCUAAACGAUAGUACAGAGCUAAAAAUGCAAAAUCUGGCAUUUACUGUUAUGCUUUUUAUACUAAGCUUGAUCUUUGUUUUCAUUAGGAGAGGUAUUGUAAUUUUCACUUUGCCCUUCUUGGCAUGUUGAAAAUUCUUUGUUUGGCAGUGUUUGAUUAAUAAAUAAAAGUAU
This is a messenger RNA of Dromiciops gliroides (monito del monte), 2930 nucleotides long. RefSeq names its product sorting nexin 6 (gene SNX6). The record is from RefSeq and is a predicted model, not a curated record. Gene Ontology annotation, cellular component: endosome. The transcript is spliced from 11 exons. Gene Ontology annotation, molecular function: phosphatidylinositol binding. The coding region runs from base 202 to 1086 and encodes 294 amino acids. NCBI's taxonomy places the organism in Eukaryota, Metazoa, Chordata, Mammalia, Microbiotheria, Microbiotheriidae.